Molecule: messenger RNA, 2034 nt
Organism: Pungitius pungitius (ninespine stickleback)
Lineage: Eukaryota; Metazoa; Chordata; Actinopteri; Perciformes; Gasterosteidae
Gene: aldh7a1
Product: aldehyde dehydrogenase 7 family, member A1
Exons: 2
Coding region: 91-1719 (542 amino acids)
Molecular function (GO): aldehyde dehydrogenase (NAD+) activity
Source: RefSeq, a predicted model, not a curated record
GGAAACUAUAAGCAACUGUCGUGACUCCAAGUACUUCCAUGCUCAGGAGUGGACGUGGCCCUGGCCCUGCGCGCUUUAUAUCAACCACUCAUGCAGCGCUGCCUAACUCUGACCUUUGCCCGGCACAGCAGGCUUCUCUUGAGACAUAAACCUGCAUCUGUCCACUGCCAGCAGUCAGCAGCCAUGUCCGCUCUCCUCAUCAACCAGCCCAAGUACUCCUGGCUGAAAGAGCUGGGCCUGUCUGAGGACAACCCUGGCGUCUACAAUGGGAGCUGGGGAGGCAGCGGGGAGGUCAUCACGUCCUACUGCCCCGCCAACAAUGAGCCGAUUGCCAGAGUAACUCAGGCAACCAUGGCGGAAUAUGAAGAAACGGUCCAGAAGACGAGGGAGGCUUGGAAGAUGUGGGCAGAUAUCCCAGCGCCCAAAAGAGGAGAGAUCGUGAGGCAGAUCGGCGAUGCACUGCGAAAGAAGAUAAACGUCCUCGGGAGCCUGGUGUCUCUAGAAAUGGGCAAAAUCUAUGUUGAGGGAGUGGGCGAGGUUCAGGAAUACGUCGACGUCUGCGAUUAUGCCGUCGGCCUGUCGAGAAUGAUCGGCGGGCCCAUGCUGCCUUCAGAGCGACCGGGCCACGCCCUGAUCGAACAGUGGAACCCAGUCGGCCUCGUCGGCAUCAUCACGGCCUUCAACUUCCCCGUGGCCGUGUACGGCUGGAACAACGCCAUCGCUCUGACCUGUGGCAAUGUCUGCCUCUGGAAAGGAGCUCCGACCACACCUCUCACCAGCGUCGCAGUUUCCAAGAUUGUGGCCGAGGUGCUGGAGCGGAACAACCUGCCCGGAGCCAUCUGCUCCAUGGCGUGCGGUGGCGCGGAUAUCGGAACGGCCAUGGCGAAGGACGAGCGGGUGGAUCUGGUGUCCUUCACCGGCAGCACCCAUGUUGGCAAGAUGGUGGCCAUGAUGGUGCAGGACAGGUUCGGCCGCAAGCUGCUGGAGCUCGGUGGAAACAAUGCGAUCAUUGUGUUUGAGGAUGCCGACCUGAGUCUCGUGGUGCCCUCCGCCGUCUUUGCAUCCGUGGGCACCGCUGGCCAGCGCUGCACAACAACCAGGAGGCUGAUGCUGCACGAGAGUCUUCACGACGCAGUGGUCGAGAGGGUCGCCAAGGCCUACAAACAAGUGCGCAUCGGAGACCCCUGGGAUCCCACCACCCUUUACGGGCCCCUGCACACCAAACAAGCUGUGGAUCAGUACCUGGCUGCUAUUGAGCAGGCCAAGCAGCAGGGAGGCACCGUGGUCUGCGGGGGAAAGGUGAUGGACCGCCCCGGAAACUACGUGGAGCCCACCAUCAUCACAGGGCUGGCUCACGACGCCGCCAUUGUCCAUACCGAAACCUUCGUCCCCAUACUGUACGUCCUCAAGUUCAAGACGGAAGAGGAGGCGUUUGCCUGGAACAACGAGGUCCAGCAGGGCCUGUCCAGCAGCAUCUUCACCAAAGAUAUGGGCCGGGUUUUCCGCUGGCUCGGGCCCAAAGGAUCCGACUGCGGCAUUGUGAAUGUGAACAUUCCAACAAGCGGCGCUGAGAUCGGCGGGGCCUUUGGUGGAGAGAAACACACCGGCGGUGGAAGAGAGUCUGGCAGCGACUCCUGGAAGCAGUACAUGAGGCGUUCGACCUGCACAAUAAACUACAGCAAAGAUCUUCCUCUGGCCCAAGGAAUCAAGUUUGAAUGAAGCCCUUCAGGUUGUUUGUAGUUGUCACGGAGUCCAAAUGGCAAAAUACUAAACAUUACAUGACGUACUAAACAUGAUUGCAUUAAGAAAGGUCAGUUUGAAUUAUAACAACUUUUAGCAAUUUAAAAUUGGUUCAAAUGUUACUGUAUUAUCUAUCAGAUAUUAAUCCUGGUUUGAAAAUAGUUUCGUGUUAAAGUUCAAUGUUUUCUUGUGCACUUUCUGCAAGCACUUCGAAGGAGAGUUUGAGCUGGAUGACUGUACUGGAUACUUUAUACAGUGUAAAAACAAAUAAAUCUCCUUUUAUUUUGCAAGGAU